This is a messenger RNA of Colletotrichum scovillei, 5743 nucleotides long. RefSeq names its product ABC transporter. Gene Ontology annotation, molecular function: ABC-type transporter activity; ATP hydrolysis activity; ATP binding. Gene Ontology annotation, biological process: transmembrane transport. The coding region runs from base 1514 to 4603 and encodes 1029 amino acids. Lineage: Eukaryota; Fungi; Ascomycota; Sordariomycetes; Glomerellales; Glomerellaceae. The transcript has 4 exons. Gene Ontology annotation, cellular component: membrane. The record is from RefSeq and is a predicted model, not a curated record.
CGUACUUUUCGGCGUACUGGGCAGCUAGGCUUCAUCCUGCGCUACGGAGUACACAGCUUCCUCACCUUACCUAAGGUACUGCGGGCCGGUACCUACCUACGUCUGCUGUGGGAGGUACAACCUUCCGUUCACUACAGCUAGGAAGGUACAGCUGGAUGUGGCAUUAGGCCUGGAUCGCACUUACUACUUUGGGCGAUCCGUGCCUGCCUCAAAUCGAUGUGUGGCAGGUGGGCGCUGUACUCUGUACUUGGUACCUGCUUUCAGGCGGUCUCCUGCCAUAAUCCCUUCCCACUCUUCUUUCCCUCCAAUAAUCGCCAUCGUCACCUUCCCAACCUUCCACCACAUGUUUUCAUUCGCUUUGGUCUUCUAGUUCCUCUCGAUUUCUUAAAUUUCUUCUUCUCCAUAUCCCAUUUCUUUUACGCCCUUCUUGUUUUCUUACGCCCUCCCAGUCCCGCAACCUCCUCCCCGGGACUUUCAUUUUUACUUGCCCUCCUCUUCUCGACCAGAAAACCCGGUUGAGAACUUCCGUCAACACCUUCAACCCGGCGGAAAAGAGAGAGAGAGAGAGAGGGAAGAGAAUCAAAGAGGGUAAAUCUUGGUACUAACCCCGGCUCUCGGCAGCUAGAUAGCUUGUCCGCUGUCUCGUCAACACAAAUACUUGUACCUAACGGAUACCUUUCUCAACGUCACGCUCCGUCUCCGAACCCGAGGCCUCUCGAUAUUCCUCUUUUUCUUCAACUUUUACGGAUACCCACCCGGGUCACAAGCCUUCACUUCCUUGGUUCCCUCCGUUCAAGGUCUCACUUGUGGCGGCGAACCCAAGGCGAAAUCCACUCUGUCAUCCAGCUUCUACCACCUUACCUCACCCAGGGCCGCGCCUGUCUUGCCUCUCAGAUCGUGGCACAGCCUGCCUCUGCUUUGCAGUCAAGCCCACUACUCGCCAGAAACACCCCCGCCCCACCAGCCCUCGGCCGCCGAGUAUCCUACAAGUCCUUGACUCUUCCUUGACUCGACUACCAGGGACUUCGGAGUGGCUUUUCGCCACUGAGCAAGUCAGCCGACCCCACCACGACUCCAACUGAACAGGGCCCCUCUGUACCGCCCUGUGGUCCUGUGGGUUCGACCUGCAACCCCGGCACCACGAGCCUUUGGGAACGCACGCUUUGCACGACACCCCCCGGUCUCAGCGCUCGAGACCCCUACCUCCCCCCGGUGCCACCUGCAUCCAGCGAGACCCAGAACCUUUUAGACGGGCGGGUAAUCGCCUGCCAGACCACUCGCGUCUCCAGUCAUUGGUGUCUUGCUCCAACAUCUUGGUCCCGAAACGAGAUCUCGUGUCUCUGGCUGCGUCUCUCUUGUGGACUCCCACUUUCCUUGCGACGUACACAUCGAGGUACCGCACCGUAUCGGGCCUCCAACUUGCCACGGGAACGACGCCAACUGCGUCCCAUCUUCGACGUGCAAGUGUCAUAUCUGGCAAAGGUAUGAAAUCAUUAACCCUUUUUCCCGGAUCAUGAAUUUCCACACCAUGGCUGGUGUUGAGAAGCUGCCCCUACCGAUGCCGACCGCAGACGAGGCAAGAAUGAACGAGGUCUGCCGAAAGGAUGACCCGUUCUACUGCUUCCUUCUCCAGGGGACAUUACUAUACUACCCAUUGUUGUUGUUGCUGGUCUUCGUCAUCUCGGCCGCGACACACAGCAUAUUGACGACACCGAAAGACGACGUGGACGAAGAACCUUUGGGCCCAGGCGGUAAGCGACUACCCGUAUCGAAGAAGAAGAAGCGCCGCGAUGGAGAGGAACCCAAACGCAAACAAUACGGUCCGAUACUGUCACCAACAUCCCGAUCAUGGCUCACCUGGAUUUCCGUCGUCGUAUUAUUGACGUUCGUCGCCAAUGCCGUCGCUCACUUCAGCUACGUUAUGGGAGAACUCGAGGGCGUCAUCAAGGGACAUAAGGAGUCCCAAUCCAUGACUGUGUACCUCAUUGGAUCGCCGAACCUUUACCUAUACCUCAUCACGACACUCUUCGAAUGGAACGAAAGUCCAACGAUAGCUCACUUCCUCACCUGGAUUCUCUCUCUGAUUGGCGAAUUGGUCAUUUGCAUUUGCACCUUGCUCAAGGCCGCGGACCCGAGAUUUGCAAGCGACGAAACAACCCAACUCGAGACUAGAACGCUGCAUAUAUCUAAGUGGGAUUUGACUGACGUCGUUCUCUAUAUCAUCCGCAUCGCACUCACAAUGUGUAUGCUCAGCAUCUACUCGGCUGCUUGGCUCCACACGCCCAAACAGGAGGCAGACAAGACUGAGCUGCAAAACUCGUCUCAAGGCGCCGAGGAAACGACGCCUUUGCUUAACGGCCAUCGGACGUCAUACAGCAGCCAAAACGGCCGAGAUUUGAAUGGUCGAUCAGUACGAAGCUCUAGGAAUGGAAGUACCGUCGGCAACACUAAUGGUGCGGCCGAAGGUGGUAACAUGACUAAGGACUAUAAGGAGCCGGGCUUCUAUCGACCUGACAAAGCGCCGCAAACGACGUGGUGGGGUUACCUGCGAAGCUACACGAUGUUCUUCGAUUACCAGUGGCCCAAGAACUCUCUUUACCUGCAGUUUCUCUAUGCACUCUGCGUACUCCUCUUGGUGGCACAGCGCGCCAUCAACGUGGCUGUACCAAUUGUUGUUGGAUGGCUCACGAAGAAGUUAACCCUCGCAGAGGCUCCUUGGGCUAUUUUGGGCCUGCUCAUCUUCCUACGGGUUUUGCAAGGAGGAGGCAUGCUUCUGGAUGCGACACGAGCCAUCUUAUGGGUACCAAUCUCACAAAACUCGUAUAGGGCUUUGACGACAGCAGCCUUCGAGCACGUCCAUUCUCUCAGCCUGGAUUUCCACCUCGGCAAGCGAACCGGCGAGGUUUUGUCCGCCCUCAACAAAGGCGCGUCUAUCAACUCCUUUCUCGAGCAAGUGACGUUCUCGGUGGCCCCCAUGAUCCUCGAUCUGCUCUUGGCCGUUGUGUUCUUCUGCUGGUACUUUGACGCGACUUAUGGCGCGAUCGUGAGCUGCCUGACUUUCUGGUACCUAUUCCUCACUAUUAGGAUGGCACAGACCAGGGCAGACCAGCGAAGGCUCAUGUCCAACGCCGAUAGAGAAGAAGAGGCCGUCAAGAAUGAUUCCAUCACCAGCUACGAGACGGUCAAAUACUUCAAUGCCGAGCAGUGGGAGUUUCAACGAUACCGCAACGCUAUCGAGGCAUACCAGGAUGCUGAAAAGCAGGUAACGUGGGGCGUCAACAAGAUGAACGUCAUUCAAGCCUUUGUUUUCAUGGCUGGAUUCACUGUGGUCAUGGUCUUUGGAGCUUAUCAGGUCACCAAUGGAGGAAUGGAUGUCGGCAGAUUCCUGACCCUCAUGACCUUCCUCAACCAGCUGCAGGCACCUCUGAACAUAUUCGGGUCCUUCUACAGGACCAUUCAACAGUCAAUGAUCUCGGGCGAGCGUCUGCUGGAGCUGUUCAAAGUCAAGCCCACCGUGGUUGACGACGCCGAUGCUAAACCCUUGCUUGAAUGCAACGGCAACAUCCGAUGGAACAAGGUAGCGUUCAACUACGAUCCAAAGAAUAAGGCUCUGAAGGACCUCGACUUCGAGUGUAAGCCUGGCACCACCACGGCGUUUGUCGGCGAAUCCGGCGGUGGAAAAUCGACUGUUUUCCGCCUCAUGUUCCGGUACUACAAUACAUCCUCUGGAAGCAUCGAGAUUGACGGUCAAGACGUCAAGGACCUUACUAUUGAUUCGGUCAGACGUUACAUCGGAGUCGUCCCCCAGGAUACCACAAUGUUCAACGACACCCUGAUGUACAAUCUCAGAUACGCCAACCAGUCAGCCACUGAUGAGGAGGUGUUUGAAGCAUGCCGGGCUGCCAGCAUCCACGACCGGAUUAUGUCAUUCCCAGAGAAAUACAACACAAAGGUCGGAGAGCGUGGUCUGAAACUCAGUGGUGGCGAGAGGCAGCGAGUCGCAAUAGCACGGACAAUUCUCAAGAACCCCAAGAUCAUCAUGCUGGAUGAAGCAACGUCAGCCCUUGACGCCCACACCGAGCAACAAAUUCAAGAUCGGCUUGGCCACCUUGGUCAGGGCAGGACACUCUUGGUCAUUGCACACCGCUUGUCGACCAUUACGCAUGCUGAUCAGAUCAUUGUUCUCAACAACGGCACCAUCGCUGAGAAGGGCACUCACGAAGAACUUGUCAACGCCAAUGGACGUUACGCCUCGAUGUGGGAGCGACAAGUGCAGGCAGAACGCGCCGCUGAGAAAGCUCGUGCUGCUAGUAGGAAGGCACAAAAGCUCCUUAGAAAGGCGAAUAUUGGUGGUCUCAAGAAGCAGACAGAUGGACAUUCGGAUGGAUACACUAGCCUUGACUCCUCGACUAUCCUUCCAGGCAGCUCAGGGAACAACUCCAAGGCCGGCACUACGGGGGACUCGUCCAGCUCUAGCAGCUCUGAUGCCGAGUCGGUACACAGUGCUCACCACGAUUCAGAUCACUCUGAUCACUCGGAUCACUCACACCACUCGGAUCGCUCACAUCAUUCUGAUGACUCGCACCAUUCUCGACGACACUGAUUCCUCCAGCCAGAAUCUCUACAAGUGUGACAAAGGCAUGAAUUUGGCUACCUAUGCUUCAUUGCUAGCGAAAGCUACUUCUCAACAGCCACAUCAACACACACCACCCAUCGUCACCAUCCCUCACUAAUCCCUAAUCUGCGGACCUUCAAAUUGUACCGCACAUUUUUCCCUUCACGAACACACCAAGGCUUGGGCCUUUUUACGACUCAGGUUUAACGGAUUAACGGCUUAAGAUUGCAUCAAACCGGCGACUCGGAGUUUGGAGUUCACACAUUUCUUUACCCCUUCAUCAUCAGGAUUCCGAAAACACAAAAAAGGACUUUCACGAGUAGAACAAAAAACAUUGACCCCGAGAAACGGUCUCUCGGUCAGGCUCGGUCGGUUACUCUUCAGGGGGUGGGGGGUUUCUUUUUCUCGAUUUCUCGCUACCAGAAGCGCUCUUUACGGACACAUGGCUGCGACACACCCAUCCAGCGCUGACAACACACUAUGUGUCCUCACAGCGGCGACAAGCGACUUGUCUCUUCUUUCUGGAUUGGACAGGGCAUUUUCGGUAUCAUCAGCAUCAUUAUACAGGAGAGACGGCUUCUCCACUAAUCAUGGGUUCCCAGCAACAAGAUUUUGUUUUUCGACUACAGAUCGUCACCUGCUACCAUGGGCAGCGUGUUCGACAUUGCAUCGCAGAUACCAGAUUCUUUACAUUCGAAGAGGCCUCCCUUUUCUUUUUCUUGUCCCUGAUCAAUUUGGGUGGCCAGAAGGGGUUGGAUCUCAGAGGUCGUGGGGUGGAUAAAAAUGGCCUCGGGCAGCGGCGGCGGACCAGCAUCAUUAUCAUUUUUCCUCAAAUCCCACGCGGUCGCAGUGGGUGUAGAUGGACGAAGGAUCCUCCCUUCAUUGUGGAGGAACCCUCAGCAAGUCUGCUUUGCAUUUUUCCUAGUCAUAGUAUCAAAGACCGGACAGGGUGGAUGAGAAAAGAGAGCCGGCGGACGGCUGUUCAGGCCAAUCCUCUCUUCUUGCUUUUUUAUGGGAGACUGUAGCUACACUCGGUAGCUUCGCGGCAACCCAAAGGUCAAGGUCCAUAGACGGUAGCGAUCCCCGUGCGCAAGGUGGCCUUGCGCCGGGAGCGAUCCAGCAAUGCUC